CUGAUUUGCCAUUCAAGUGAACCCUGGAGGGAUUAGCAGCCAGCCUAGCACUUGGGUGAGACCAUCUCCCCCUCCGGGGGGAGCCCUAGAGGCAGCACAGAGGUUCUGUGAAAAUCUGCCAUCCUCCUUGCAGAAGGUUGCCCUCUCUCGCCCUCCAUCCCCCCCUGCCCUGCUUGCUGACUUAAGCAGAUCAGCUUUCAGCUCUCUGGCAUUCAGAGACGUCUUUGCAUAAAAGAAAAGGCCCUUCCUUAAGGAGCAGAGCGGGAAUCCAAGCAUGGCUCUGGCCUGCUGCAUGCCCAAGAAUGCAGCCGUCUCCAACCUGGACAUCGAGAGUAAGCUGAGUGUGUACUACCGCGCCCCGUGGCACCAGCAGCGCAACAUCUUCCUCCCGGCCACAAGGCCACCCUGCGUGGAGGAGCUGCACCGCCAUGCCCGGCAGAGCCUGCAAGCCCUGCGCAGAGAACACCGGAGCCGGAGCGAUCGCCGAGAGCAAAGAGCAGCUGCCCCCCUUUCCAUUGCAGCUCCUCCACUGCCAGCCUACCCUCCAGCUCACAGCCAGAGGAGGCGUGAGGUUAAGGACCGUCACUUUUUAACGUUUAACAGCACCCGUUCGCCCUCCCCCACUGAGUGUUGCCACAUGACCCCAUGGAGUAGAAAGUCCCAUCCCCCAGAGGAUGAAGAUACAGAUGUCAUGUUAGGGCAGAGGCCGAAAAACCCAAUACACAAUAUCCCUUCUACACUGGACAAGCAGACCAACUGGAGCAAAGCACUACCUCUCCCAACGCCAGAGGAGAAGAUGAAACAAGAUGCCCAAGUGAUUUCUUCUUGCAUUAUUCCCAUCAAUGUCACUGGAGUUGGCUUUGACAGAGAAGCUAGUAUACGCUGCUCUCUGGUUCAUUCACAAUCGGUACUACAGCGGAGACGAAAAUUGAGGAGGAGGAAAACCAUCUCGGGUAUUCCCAGAAGAGUUCAACAAGAAAUAGAUUCUGAUGAAUCACCAGUGGCCAGGGAAAGGAAUGUGAUUGUGCACACAAACCCAGACCCCUCCAACACUGUCAAUAGGAGAUCCGGAACCAGGGACUCUGAGUGCCAAACCGAGGAUAUUCUGAUUGCUGCCCCAUCCAGAAGGAGAAUCAGAGCUCAAAGGGGUCAAAGCAUUGCAGCUUCCCUUUCUCAUUCUGCUGGCAACAUUUCUGCCCUAGCAGACAAAGGUGACACCAUGUUUACUCCUGCAGCGAGCAGCCGCACAAGAUCUCGGAGCCUUCCCCGGGAAGGUAAUAGAGGUGGGGAUGCUGAGCUCAAAGUUGGUGCUAAACCCUCAGCAUAUGAAGAGGGAGAGUCUUUUGUGGGUGACCAUGAAAGAACCCCUAAUGAUUGCAGUGAGGCUCCAAGCAGCCCGAGUGCCCAGGACCACCAGCCUACUUUGGGCCUAGCCUGCUCUCAACAUCUCCACAGCCCCCAGCACAAAUUAAGUGAGAGGGGAAGGUCACGUCUGUCCCGAAUGGCUGCUGACUCCGGCAGCUGUGACAUCUCCUCCAACUCAGACACGUUUGGGAGCCCCAUCCACUGCAUCUCCACGGCUGGUGUCCUCCUUAGCAGCCACAUGGACCAGAAAGAUGACCACCAGUCAUCCAGCGGCAACUGGAGUGGAAGCAGCUCCACAUGCCCCUCACAGACCUCAGAAACCAUCCCUCCUGCAGCUUCUCCUCCACUUACUGGCUCUUCGCACUGUGACUCGGAGUUGUCACUAAACACAGCCCCUCAUGCCAAUGAGGAUGCCAGUGUUUUCAUGACAGAACAAUACAAUGACCACUUGGAUAAAGUGAGAGGCCAUCGGGCAAACUCCUUUACCUCCACUGUUGUAGACCUGCUGGAUGAUCCCAACAACAGCAACACAAGUGACAGUGAGUGGAAUUACCUUCACCACCACCAUGAUGCCUCCUGCCGCCAGGAUUUUAGUCCUGAGCAUCCCAAGGCAGACAGCCUGGGCUGCCCAAGCUUCACAAGCGUGGCCACUUAUGACAGCUUUCUGGAAAAGUCUCCAUCAGAUAAAGCGGACACUAGCUCUCACUUUUCAAUAGACACGGAAGGAUACUAUACAUCCAUGCACUUUGACUGUGGUCUCAAAGGUAGUAAGAGCUAUGUCUGUCACUAUGCAGCCCUGGGCCCAGAGAAUGGCCAGGGUGUAGGGCCUUCCCCUGGUCUUCCAGAUUGUGCCUGGCAGGACUACUUAGACCACAAGAGGCAGGGAAGACCAAGCAUCUCUUUCAGGAAACCAAAGGCAAAGCCGACUCCACCUAAACGUAGCUCAUCAUUGAGGAAGUCUGAUGGAAACGCAGAUAUUUCUGAGAAGAAAGAACCAAAGAUAAGCAGUGGUCAGCACCUGCCUCACAGUUCCAGGGAAAUGAAGCUGCCUCUUGAUUUUGCCAACACGCCUUCUCGAAUGGAAAAUGCCAGUCUUCCCACCAAGCAGGAACCUUCUUGGAUAAACCAGAGUGAACAUGACAUUAAGGAACCUCAGUUAGACACUUCGGAUAUCCCACCAUUCAAAGAUGAAGGUGCCGAAUCCACGCACUAUGCAGACCUCUGGCUCCUAAAUGACUUGAAAACAAAUGAUCCUUAUAGAUCUCUAUCUAAUUCAAGCACCGCUACGGGUACCACAGUCAUUGAAUGCAUCAAAUCUCCAGAGAGCUCUGAAUCCCAAACAUCGCAAUCAGAAUCAAGAGCCACUACCCCAUCUCUUCCUUCUGUUGACAAUGAGUUUAAACUGGCUUCACCAGAAAAGCUGGCUGGCUUGGCAUCUCCAUCAAGUGGCUACUCAAGCCAGUCUGAAACGCCAACAUCCUCUUUCCCUACAGCUUUCUUUUCAGGUCCAUUGUCUCCCGGAGGUAGCAAAAGAAAACCUAAAGUCCCAGAAAGAAAAUCCUCACUACAGCAACCCUCUUUAAAAGAUGGAACUAUAUCACUGAGUAAAGACCUUGAACUUCCAAUUAUACCUCCUACCCAUCUUGAUCUAAGUGCUCUUCAUAAUGUCUUGAACAAACCAUUCCACCACCGUCAUCCAUUGCAUGUUUUUACUCAUAAUAAGCAGAACACAGUAGGAGAAACACUGAGGUCAAAUCCUCCACCGUCCCUUGCAAUUACACCAACGAUCCUGAAAUCUGUUAACCUUAGGUCCAUUAACAAGUCUGAAGAAGUUAAGCAAAAAGAAGAAAAUAAUACAGAUCUCCCUUAUUUAGAGGAAAGCACACUCACAACGGCUGCCUUGUCUCCGGGUAAGAUUAGGCCGCAUACAGCAAAUAAAUCAGUAUCUCGUCAGUACUCCACUGAAGACACCAUACUGUCCUUUUUAGACUCUUCUGCAGUUGAGAUAGGACCAGCUAAACUACAUUUAGAAAAAAAUCCUACUUUUGAUGUGAAGAAUCGCUGCGAUCCAGAAACUAUAACCUCAGCUGGUAGCAGUCUUCUAGAUUCAAAUGUCACAAAAGACCAAGUGCAUACAGAGACUGAGCCUAUUGCAGAAAACACACCAUCCAAAAACUGUGCAUUUCCCACAGAAGGAUUUCAAAGGGUCUCUGCUGCCCGCCCAAAUGAUUUGGAUGGUAAAAUAAUACAAUAUGGAGCUGGUUCAGAUGAAACCCUAGAACAGGUACAGAAGGCACACUCUGCAGGUGGGGAGGAAGUUGCACAACCUGAAUCUGUGGAUGUAAUCACAUCUCAGUCAAACUCACCAACUAGAGCAACAGCUGUAAGCAAUCAACUUAAGCAUCAAUUUAUUAUGAGCCGCCACCACGACAAAGUGCCUGGUACUAUCAGCUAUGAAUUGGAGAUAACACCUGUAAAUUCAUUCCCUGAAAAAUAUUCCAAGCAGGAAAAUAUUGCUUCAGGUAUUUCAGCCAAAAGUGCCUCUGAUAACAGCAAAGCAGAGGAGACCCAAGGAAAUGUGGAUGAGGCUUCAUUGAAAGAAUCAUCACCGAGUGAUGACUCCAUCAUUUCACCACUUAGUGAAGACUCCCAAGCUGAAGCAGAGGGUGUGUUUGUGUCCCCAAACAAACCUCGAACAACUGAGGAUUUAUUUGCAGUCAUUCACAGAUCCAAGAGGAAAGUACUGGGAAGAAAAGAUUCCGGGGACAUGUCUGUUCGAAGCAAAUCGAGAGUUCCUCUUGGCAGUAGCAGCAGCAGCGCCAAUUCCAUCACUUCACCCAGCAGCAAUGUGACAACCCCAAACAGCCAGAGGUCUCCUGGUCUCAUAUACCGAAAUGCCAAAAAGUCCAACACAUCCAAUGAAGAGUUUAAGCUGUUACUGCUCAAGAAAGGCAGCCGCUCAGAUUCCAGUUACCGCAUGUCUGCCACUGAGAUCCUGAAGAGUCCCAUCCUGCCCAAACCUCCUGGGGAGCUCACAACAGAGUCCCCUCAGAGCACUGAUGAUGCCCAUCAGGGGUCACAAGGGACUGAAGCAUUGUCCCCACUCUCUCCAUGCUCCCCACGAGUUAAUGCAGAAGGCUUUUCCUCGAAGAGCUUUGCCACCUCAGCAUCAGCAAGGGUUGGACGUUCUCGGGCCCCUCCUGCAGCCAGCAGCAGUCGCUACAGUGUCCGCUGCCGGCUGUACAACACGCCCAUGCAGGCGAUCUCUGAGGGAGAGACGGAAAAUUCUGAUGGAAGCCCACAUGACGACCGUUCCUCCCAGAGUUCAACAUAGAGUGCCUGUACCAGGCUGCCUGGCAAAGGCCAAAACCCUUACUCACAUGUGGAUGAAGGAACAGAAUAGAGGACUUGGGAAAAGUCUCAACUUAAUGGGGUAGCAUCACUGCUAAGCAAUGAAUGAAUUUCUAAAUACAGUAUGUGCUGGGUAAACAGAAAGUGGUUUAGACAUUCUUGAUUAGUUUCCAUGUUUUAAGUAGCUGCAGUCUUUCAUGUUUUUCUUUAGCAUAGUUUGAUUUACGCAAUCUCCUUCCUUGCAAAAAUAGAGGAUACAAAAAUGUCUAAUUUUCAUGACACCUAGAAAACGUUUUCCCAGAGCUGCCUAUUCAGAAAAUAAAGCCCUCACUGUCAUUAUUCUUUAAGAAGAUGAAAUUACUCUGGAGGUUUGGUAUUUUUUUACAUUAAACUAAAGCAAAAUUUAGAAGAAAGAACUACACAUAUGUAAAUACCAUAUUUUUGAUAAAAAUGUGUAAAUAGAUUUAUCAAUGAUGAGUGGACAUGUGGUCAAUUAUCUACUGCACACCAACUGUUUAUAGAAUACACAAAAAUAAAAUGUAAUAACUGUAUUCUGUGAAUACCAUUUUCAUAUCAAAUGCCAUAUUUAAAUGUCCACCAAUAUGAUUUCUGAGUGGUAAACCUCAAAUAUGAAUUUUAAACUGGUGAACUAAAGGAAAUCUUGAGGUCAUAUACUGAAAUAUGAAUAAUUUAAAAUAAUGAAUUCAGAUCUAAUCAUGUUUGUGACAAAUUGCAGCACCAAACAAGCUAAUAGCAACCCAUGGCUGUGAUUUGUUGUGUGGUAAUUUGGACAGAAUGAAAAGCAUGCUUUUGAUUUUUUUUUUUUAAUCAAUGAGAGAAGUCAUCAUUCUCAACACAAAGCCCUGAACAACAGCAUCUGACAGUGUCCCUUAGAUUUUAAUUUUUUCAAUGGAUUGCUUUAAAGAGAAUGAGUAGGGAAAACAGUAGUUAAUUUUAGGUUAUGUUUUAUAUUAGGCUACUGGGGACAUAAACAGUCAUAACUAAUGACUAUAAUCGUUAAACUCCUUAAAGAGUUUAGAAAUUAGCUCCACGUUCUUAAACUAACAAAAAUAAAACCUAAGCAUGCCACAGAGCUAUUGAUUAAUCAGUAAGUACCUGUAAUGAGUUUUCAGUGAAGCUUUCUCUCUGUGCUGAUGAGAUUCAUGCUACCUAAAAAUUAACAGAAAUGACACUGUGAACAAUGUAGUUGGAAAAUAGGUAUGUGUAUAUGCAUUAUUUAUAUUCAUUGUUAAACUGGGAAUGGGGAACAGCUCUGGUUCACAAUACUACAUACAACUGAGUUUUUGUCUGGUUUUACUAUAGUGUCUGCUUGAUGGCAAAAGGGGAGGGUGGUGGGUGGGAGAGGAAAUGUCAGGGCAGGUGCUCUGAUAAAAUAAAGGCAGGGAAACAAGCUGAAUUACUUGAAAUUACUUGAAUUUUCUUGUCUUAAAACUGAAAAAAAUGUAGUUACAAGUUAAAAUCUGCAAAUGGUUUUUACACCUCUGAUUUUAACAUGAACUGAUACUAAUGUUUGGAAUCUUGUGUCAGAAAUACAAGCAGCUAGAAUAGGUUUUGAAUGGGAGAGGUAGAACGUAGAGAGAAUUAAGAAGGGAUCUGACUUAUAAAAGACUAGAAUGUGAUUAGAAUGAUAGAACAUACCAAGGUUACCAAGAAAUUGACAAGCUGCUGGCUUUAAGCUUAUGCAAGUGGUAGUUGGGAAAGUAGGAGGUGUGGAAGGGGGUUUGCGUUUCGGAAUAAUUCAUGCAAAAUGAAGGAGGAAGCCUGGUCUAAGAAGAUACUGUCUUUCAAUAGAAAUGAUUUCUAAACUGCUACAGACUAAGAAUGGAUAAUCUGAUUGCUGUUGUUUUGUUUGUUUGGAAAGAAAAAAUAAUGUCUGGCUUCUUCUACUAUUUGUUUUCACUAACAAACUGUGUUACUAAAUUUCUUGUCAUCCUUGUAUGUAAAAUGGGUGCUGGGGGUGGAGGGGUAUAAGAGGAGGGAGAGUCAGAGAGAGUGUGUAUGUGUGUGUGCGAGUGUGAGUGUGUGUGUGCACACACACACACUGGGGAUAGAUAAGCUACCUGGUAAAGGGUUUGAACAUUUACAAAGUGUUACACUUUUUCUUAAAAGAAAAAUGUUUUAGGGUUUGAAUAAAAUGGACCAUCAUUUCUCAUUGGAACCCAUUAAUUAAGAAAACCAGCAUGAUUUGACACCACAUGGGAAUAUGAAUAAAUCUGUCUCAUGAUUUGAAAAGUACACUUUGCAAAGUUUUAAAAAUAAAAUUUUUAGGCAAAUGCGAUAAGAAACCAUCAUUUCCAGUCACAGUAGGUGAUCUUUUGUAAUUUCAUAAAAGCAGUUCGUUUGCAGUAUGGCUUUUGUGUAGUUAGGGGUUUUUUAAGCGUGAAGAAAGGUAUGUGGGCUUUAAAAGUGAUUCUAAAUCUUGAAUAGAAAAUACAUGAAUUGGCUUUAAUAAAAAUGUCACCUUUUUAUUAUUGACAUUAAUUUAAGUAAUGGUACCAUAUAUUUUUUAAAAUACAUAUUGACUUGAAUUGUGAGGCAAUAAGAUACCUUCUAUAUGUAAUGAUCACAGAACUAACCCUUAUAAUAUAGUUUUACUUAUUUUGUUUACUCUAAAAAUCUAUAACAGAGUUUCUCUAUUUUAUAUUUCAUAGAUUUAAAAAAGCCCAAAUAAAGAUGGAUUUAAAAAUUCACUGUGGAAAAGAGUAUUGAGUUACAAACUGAGAAGAAAAAGCAGGAAGUUCCUUAAUAAUCUGGAAUAUUCUACAUGACUUGAUUACAUAGCAAACAAGACCAAGAUUUAGGGCUGUCUUUAACAUCACUGCCGUCUUGAAGCAGGGUACACACGUUAGGUAUUGUGAAGAACAUCAAUCCGAACUUUUCUUCUGUUGUUUGCACUGAUGCGAUUUUUUGUUCUUUUAUGUUUAUACAACGUAUCUAUGUUGUGUAGGGGAAUUUUUUUUCAUUUUUAAAAAAUUCUACUUUGAUUUUGUUGUUGUUGUUUUGUUUUUGGCUAAGUAGAGGACAUGGACUAGUUGUAGCAAACAAAACAUGCUGUUUGCUCUUGCCAAAGGUCAGUGAGUGAGUACAUUUGCUGCAGUGGUGGCACGUAGAGAACUAGAUGGUAAUAAAGAUUUAAAACUAUGAAGAAGGUUACAGUGUAACUAUUUUGGUACUAGAACCAGUUCAUGCUGGCCGAAACGACAAUGGUUUAUGGACUUGCAUCCAUUUUGUAUUUUUGUAAUAUUUGUAAAUAUGAACUUUUUAAAUUGCUGCAAAGAUGGUUUCUUUUGUAAGAUGUUUUCAACGUUUACAUUCAAUCCAAGCCUUUGUAUAUUUUAGAGCUGUGCAACACUUUAAGUCUUGUAUUUAUUUUUAGUAAAAACGGUGACAGUUUCAUUGUGAACCCCUCUCAAAAAAAUGUAUCAGAAAAGUUUGAUUACCUAGAAAGUGUGUAUAGAAACUGCAAAUAAACGUGACUGCAAUUAAA
Molecule: messenger RNA, 8224 nt
Organism: Mandrillus leucophaeus (drill)
Lineage: Eukaryota; Metazoa; Chordata; Mammalia; Primates; Cercopithecidae
Gene: NHS
Product: Nance-Horan syndrome (congenital cataracts and dental anomalies)
Exons: 9
Coding region: 275-4699 (1474 amino acids)
Biological process (GO): lens development in camera-type eye; cell differentiation
Source: RefSeq, a predicted model, not a curated record